GAUAAUGCCUCAAACAACGAUACUUGUUUACAAACUCUGGCUAAGGAAUUUAACUUCAACUUUAACACAUCUCGUCUACGUUAUAUUAGGCAUAUCAUUAACCUUAUUGCUCGUUUAAUUAUCUUUAGAGCAGAUCCUAAUGCUUUUAAAGCAACCCUCUUAAUUGAUCUAGAAGAUAUUAAGGCUUAG
Aureobasidium melanogenum CBS 110374 is the source of this 189-nucleotide messenger RNA. RefSeq lists its product as uncharacterized. Lineage: Eukaryota; Fungi; Ascomycota; Dothideomycetes; Dothideales; Saccotheciaceae. The transcript has a single exon. The record is from RefSeq and is a predicted model, not a curated record. The annotation marks the transcript as partial.